Molecule: messenger RNA, 2530 nt
Organism: Syngnathoides biaculeatus (alligator pipefish)
Lineage: Eukaryota; Metazoa; Chordata; Actinopteri; Syngnathiformes; Syngnathidae
Gene: hoxc8a
Product: homeobox C8a
Exons: 2
Coding region: 476-1228 (250 amino acids)
Biological process (GO): regulation of transcription by RNA polymerase II
Cellular component (GO): nucleus
Molecular function (GO): DNA-binding transcription factor activity, RNA polymerase II-specific; RNA polymerase II transcription regulatory region sequence-specific DNA binding
Source: RefSeq, a predicted model, not a curated record
AAGGAAAAAAAAGAGAGAGCACGCAGCGUCUGUGACUGCGCCGGUGGAGCUCGCCAAGCUUUAAGUUUAGAUAAGACGCACACAUGCCAUGAGCCGGACUUGAGCCUGCAAAAAGCCGGGAGAGGAAAAACCACAACAAGCCGGAGCGGCAGCCCACGCACGGAGAGAGCCGAUGAGAGGAAAGCCUCGGGGAGAGUGAGCGAGUGAGCCUGCCUCGGAUUUGUCCAGAAGGGCAGCCUUACCUCCACUUCGGCUCGGAUCCACGCGCCGUGUGCGGGUUGGGACCCCAAACAAAAGGCUGCCAUCACCCCGACGGAGAUCCUUGACGGCCGCGUGAGCGACAACGAACGAGGGGGAGAGAGACACCGAGAGAGAGUGGGAGAGUGGGAGAGAGGGAGAGAGGGAGAGAGAGAGAGAGAGAGAGAGAGAGGAGAGAGAGAGAGAGAGAGGCACACCGCUGGAUGCAAAAACAAACAUGAGCUCCUAUUUUGUCAACCCUCUUUUCUCCAAGUACAAAGGCGGCGAGUCCCUGGAGCCGACCUACUACGACUGCAGGUUCCCACAAAGCGUCGCCCGCAGCCACACGCUGGUCUACGGAGCCGGGGCGACCGCGCCGGGCUUCCAGCACCCGUCCCACCAUGUGCAGGACUUUUUCCACCACGGCACCACCGGCAUCUCCAACCCGGGAUACCAGCAGAACCCGUGCGCCCUGGCGUGCCACGGCGACGCGGGCAAAUUUUACGGAUACGAAGCCCUGCCGAGGCAAACGCUUUACGGCAGCCAGCAAGAGGCGAGCCUGGCGCAGUACCCGGACUGCAAGUCGUCGGGGGGCUCCAACCCAGGAGAAGGGCAAGGCCACUUGAAUCAGAGCUCCUCUGCCAGCCUCAUGUUCCCGUGGAUGAGACCCCACGCCCCAGGACGGCGCAACGGCAGGCAAACCUACAGCCGCUACCAGACUCUGGAACUGGAGAAGGAGUUCCUCUUCAACCCUUACCUGACCCGCAAGAGGAGGAUCGAGGUGUCGCACGCCCUCAGCCUGACCGAGCGACAGGUGAAGAUCUGGUUCCAGAACCGGCGGAUGAAGUGGAAAAAGGAGAACAACAAGGACAAGUUUCCGGGUCAGAGGGGAGAGGCCGAGGCCGAGGCCGAGGAGGAGGGCAACGAGGACGGUGAAGGGGAAGAGGGGGAAGAGAAGGAAGCGGAAGAGAGACAGGAGACCAAGGAGUGAUUUUAUGGGCCUUUUUAUGGUUAUAUGGCUGAAAAAAAAGAGAAAGGAAAAAAAAAGAAAAGAAAAAGAAAAAGAGCGCUCAUAAACAGAGCGAGCGCGUCAUCUUUAUGACCACCCUUUCAUUUUGUCAAGUGGGAACAGCAAUAUUCCUGUCAUCAAUAGGCACAUUACCCAAAGGGAUUGCUCAUUUUCUUGCGGUGGGGGGCGGGGGGGGGGUGCAAAAGAAGACUAAACAAUUUCUUUUAUAUAUUACAAGUGUUACCCUUGCAAAAAAAAAAAAAAAAUCAAAAAAGGGAACGAAAAGGCGUAUACAACGAUUCAAAAGUGGCCGAUUUGGGGGGGACAACUGCAUCAACAUCAGGGGAGACGACCACGAUACGGUCUGUAAAUAGACAAACACACACACACACACACACACACACACACAAAAGAAAAAGUCAUUUCAAAGUCGACCUCGACUCAGUGGAGGUUUUUAGUCGGAACAAACAAGCCACUCUUCUCCUCCUUCUUCUUCUCCUUCUUCUCGUCAUUGUUAGCGUUCUAGUCGGUUUGUUUCCACGUGCAUGGGCUAAAAACAGCCGUGAGCUCCUCACUCGCCUCAUUUUGGACUUGCAAUCUUUUGAUGCUACCUAAACCUUGGGAUAAUUGCAAUAGAAAUGUCUGAAGAAUAGAGAUUUCGUACAGUUUUUCAUUUGAAAGUGUCUUACACACACACACACACACACACACACGCGCGCGCGCGCAACUUUUUCCUUUUUGAAGUUAUGGAUGUAGCAUUGACUUGUUGAAGACAAUUAUUUGAGUCUUGGGAAGACAAUUAGCUCGAAGCCAAGCAAAGCAAUUCAGAGGGUUUUUUUUAAAAUGUUCUUUAUUAUGAUUAUGAUUCUAAUUAUUUUAAUCACGAAUACCUGGCACUACCUAAUGUUCCGAUCCACGUUGUUCACUUUCCACUCGAGACGUGGCAAAGCUCUGGAAGAAUGAAUGACAAAUGAUUUCCCCAACAACUAAAACUGCCUACGAAACGCAGAUUGUUCGGGACAAUCCCUGAAACAAUUUCAGCGAUUUUCUUUUACAUUUCAACGUGCUAGUGAAAUAGAGUAGUUGUCUUUUUUUGUUUUUUUUUUUUUUUUUUGGUUCGUUUUGUUUUUUGUUUUGCACUGAAUAUAACCUUUAUGUACGUCUUGUUCUAUAUUGAUGUUAACAAUUAUGCUCGUUUCCUGGUGUUGCUCCUGUGAAAGGCGACAUUAUGUCCCACCAUUCUUGAUGUAUGUAAAGUCACAAAUAAACAUGAUGGCUCACAAU